Cladocopium goreaui is the source of this 1476-nucleotide messenger RNA. The record is from the annotation of a GenBank genome assembly. NCBI's taxonomy places the organism in Eukaryota, Dinophyceae, Suessiales, Symbiodiniaceae.
AUGUCCUCCUACAGCACAGAGACAUCCAGGAGCGCCGAUGCGCGGAUUGCUGAAAGAGCUGGCGCCGGCUCGUCAGUUGCUUUGAUCGUGCCAACACUUCUGAAGAACAUGAUCGGUGCUGGGAUCUUCAGUCUGCCGGUGGGAUUGCGGCAUGCAAGCCCAAUUCCUGGUCUGAUAGUUUUGGGCACCAUUGGCGUUCUCAGUGCCAGCUCCUACUGGAUGAUAGGCUACUGCUGUAUCUCUUGCAGUGUGAAGUCCUUUCGCGACCUCUGGAAUAUGGUUCUGGGCCCAAAAUCAGCAUGGAUCAUCGACGUUACUAUUUUCCUGAAUGGCUGGAUUACUUUGAUUUGCUACAUUAUUCUGAUUGGGGACUUUACUACGAAGUCCUUCGAGGGAUUGCUUGGGGCUGAUCACAUUUUAGCAAGGAACCGUGCUUUGAAUGAGACCGUCAUUACAGUAUUUGUUCUGCUGCCUUUGUCUUUGGCCAAAGAUCUCCAACGCUUGGCCUAUACAUCAAUUCUUGGUCUUGGCGUUUUGGUUUACGUGCUAUUUCUUGUCAUUCAUGACUCUAUCUUGAACAGCCCUGCAGAGAUCAGCCAAGACGUGCCCUUAUGUGAGUGGAGUUUUGGCAUUUUUGAAGCGAUCGCCCUGUACUGUCAUGCCUUUGUGGCCCACUACAAUGCACCCAAAGUCUUCUCGGAGCUGGCGAAUCCAACGCUUUGGCGUUGGACCCUGCUUGUUGGAAUUGCUUACUCUGUGGCAUUUGUGGUCUAUGCUGAAUUUGCAUGGACUGGAUUUCGACGUUUUGAGUGGUCAGUUGAGGGGAACGUCUUGAAAAACUAUGGUCCACAGCUGAACAUUCUCAUUGCGUGGUUGGGGAUGGGCUUUUCGAUCGCGUUUACAUAUCCGCUAGUCUUCAACUCAGCCCGCGAGGCUGCAAUAAAUUUGACUCUGAUGGCAAGGCAGCAAAUGUCGGCCCUUCCACUUCUGCAUCGGGUGAUGAAUGCACCAAGAUUUCAGCAGCUCCGACAUGGCUCCCUAGGGAGCUCAUGGCAGCGCCGAUCGGCACAGUUGACUGGCCUCCUGGGGCCUAGUCCAGACUCACCGAACCACAAGUUAUCUCAAAAGCCAGGCACAAAGACAACCUUUCUACUCGUCUUUCUUACGUAUGCUGUUGCAGUGCGAUGUGAAGAUGUUGGUGUGGUGAAUGCCCUUGCUGGGUCAGUCAUGGGUUGCAUGGUAUGCCUCGUGCUGCCCGGACUUCUUUUCUUCAAUACUGCGCGAAUGCAGCAGAGGUCGAGGGUUCAGACAGGUCGAGGCUUGCAAGAAGCGCUCUUGCCAAAAGGACUCGCGAAGGUGACUGUGUCCCAAACAACUUUGCUGGUGGCGCAAUUUGCUGGGAUGCUUAUAUUUCUGUCUGGCCUGGUCUUCACUAUCGUUGGAACGGUGGUCAUUCUGCUGCAUCAUUGGAAGUGA